CACAGCCGAAAGUCCAUUGGUUUAAGUCCUUUAUAUGCAUAGAAGAUUCGUUCUUGUCACCUCCAUUCCUUGCAAUUCUUGCUCAUCAGAAAUAAAGAGACAUGGAGGGAGAGAGCCCAGAAGAAGAUGGGCUCUCAACAAGCUCUCUGCUUCUCAAAGAAGUCUCUAAUUGUGGCAAUCAAGGUGACUCCGCAUCUUCCAGUGAUUCUUCUGUCACGGCUCUUCUCGUUUUUAGCACACUGGUCGCUGUUUGCGGGGCUAUUACAACUGGCUGCGCUGUGAGUAUUGGUGGGUUAUUCGUCACCAGCUAUGUCAGGCAUAAAGGAAGAUCUGGGACUUUCUGUAGCGGCGUUACGGUUCAGGUUCUCUGUAUCAAUCAUUCCCCCAUUAUGCUGCAGUAUUCACUUUUUGGUUCGAUGCUGACAAUUGGAGGAGUAACAGCAUCUUUACUGAAUGGAACUAUUACAGAUAUGAUUGGUCGAAAGCGUACAAUGUGGCUCUCUCAAAUACUUUGCACAGCUGGAUGGCUUUCUAUAGCACUUACCAAGAAUGCUUGGUGGCUGGAUGCUGGAAGAGCAUUAAUAGGAUUUGGCAUUGGAGUCACAGGCUAUGUGGUACAUGUAUACAUCGCAGAAAUAACACCUAAAAAUGUUCGGGGAGCAUUUGCUUCAUUCAAUUCGUUCGUGCAAGCCUGUGGCUUUUCAAUGACAUACUUUGUUGGAACUAUUGUUUCCUGGCGCGCCUUGGCUUUGAUUGGUGGAAUUCCUGGCGUAAUACAAAUUUUCAGUUUAUACUUCAUACCAGAGUCUCCUAGAUGGUUGGCAAAAGUGGGUCGAAAACAGGAGUUUGAAGCUGCCUUACAGAGACUCAGAGGCAAAAGCACUGAUAUUUCCCAGGAAGCGGCUGAGAUCAGAGUCUACACAGAAACCUUUGAAAGGCAAUCUCACUCAAGAUUUCUAGAUGUGUUUCAACAAAGAUAUGCUCAUGCACUCACAAUAGGACUUGGACUGAUGCUGCUUCAGCAGUUUGGUGGAGCUAGUGCUUUCUCGUACUAUGCAAGCACCAUUUUUGAAUCAGCUGAUUUUUCAACUAGCAUUGGCACCAGGAGCGUGGCUAUUGUCACAAUGCCAGCACUUGCAAUUACUGUAUUCUUGACUGAUAAAGCUGGACGGCGACCGCUUUUGAUGGUUUCUUCUGCUGGAAUGUGCUUAAGCUGUUUAAUCCUAGGAUUUUCAUUUUACAUGCAGGAUCUGCACAAUUUCAAGGAUGUCACUCCAAUUUUGGUUUUCCUAGCUAUAUUGGCAUAUUUUAUAUCUCUGUCACUUGGCAUGCAAGGACUGCCAUGGGUUCUAAUGUCUGAGAUAUUCCCAGUAAAUGUAAGAGGGAGAGCAGGAAGCAUGGUGAUCUUUACCCACUGGUCCUGUUCCUGGAUUGUGAGCUACAGUUUCAACUUCAUGUUUGAAUGGAGCGCACCUGGUAUGCUUGCUGUCUCCGUUGACUUCCUUUACACAGUAUGAUCUCAGUAUUUUGGAGCUUAAGCGCAUGUGAAUGUGCCCUUGGAUAUAUUGGGAGCAUUAUCCAAUAGUCAUUUUUUUUGCAUCUUGGCUGUGCUUUUUCCAGAAACAUUUUUCAUAUUCGCUGGCAUUUGUGGUUUCGCAAUCCUGUUUACUGUGACGUUAGUGCCGGAGACCAAAGGGCGAGCCCUGGAAGAACUGCAAGCAUCGCUUGCUCAUUUUUCUGCGGUGACUUAAAUUCACGGAUCUUCUAUUUGUAUUAUGCCUGCUGGGAUGUCAAAAGAACAUUGUGGGAUCAACGUUUGUUCCUGAUCGUUGCAAAGAAUGAGCUGUAACGUGAAAUGGAAGAGCAAAAGCAUUGUGAAUUCUUGUCCUUUUGCUGGGUGAUGAUUUUUACAGAGCACUAGUCAAGUUUUUAUUUAUAUUUAACCGUCAGAUGGUGCUGGCCAACUUUGAUUGAUC
Messenger RNA from Eucalyptus grandis, 1976 nucleotides. RefSeq names its product sugar transporter ERD6-like 10. Gene Ontology annotation, cellular component: membrane. Gene Ontology annotation, biological process: carbohydrate transport; transmembrane transport. The record is from RefSeq and is a predicted model, not a curated record. The coding region runs from base 102 to 1517 and encodes 471 amino acids. Lineage: Eukaryota; Viridiplantae; Streptophyta; Magnoliopsida; Myrtales; Myrtaceae. The transcript is spliced from 17 exons. Gene Ontology annotation, molecular function: sugar transmembrane transporter activity.